AUGAGGAACUCCCUCGCUCCUCUAUUAGCCUUUUUUGUGUCUUCAAUUCGCGAUCUGUUUCAGUUACACAAGCUACUGGAUUGCCAAAAGUUGCAGUCAGAAGAGCAGGGACAUCGGGUAGACGAUGAACAUCUCUUCAUCAUCAUCCAUCAAGCCUAUGAGCUCUGGUUCAAGCAGAUCAUCUUCGAUAUCGAUACCGUACGAGUUCUGCUCAACCACACAAUUGUGGAUGAGACGAAGACCCUCCGGAUCGUCUCCGGACUCGAUCGGACUGUUCGAAUCCUCAAGUUACUUGUAGACCAGAUUACUAUUCUCGACACGAUGAGCCCACUUGACUUUGUUGACUUCAGAAAAUACCUAACACCUGCUUCCGGAUUCCAGUCGUUGCAGUUCAGACUUCUAGAGAACAAAAUGGGAGUGCGUUGUGAUCGACGAAUUAAGUACAACGCUCAGCACUACAAAAAUGUCUUCCUGAAUGAUGCUGAUGUGAGAGCUGUUGAGCAAAAGCGAGACCGAAAGCCGGCCGCGCCGCGCCCCCGCGUCACUUUUGAACCUCGUCCAGAACUGGUUGGAGAGAACUCCUGGUUUAGUGCUGGCGACGAUUGA
Messenger RNA from Cooperia oncophora, 606 nucleotides. The record is from the annotation of a GenBank genome assembly. Lineage: Eukaryota; Metazoa; Nematoda; Chromadorea; Rhabditida; Trichostrongylidae.